GGAGGUUGGACUGGGUGAUCUCCGGAGGGCCCUUCCAACCCCUGCCAUGCUGGGAUUCUGUGACAGCCUGCGGAGGCGGUACACUGCACCUGAGGGACAAAGAGAUUGUACAGAGCUGCCAGGCUGGAGUAACUCAAUGGAUAGCAGCAUGCAGUGGAUUAUUACAGACAACCGCAGCCCAAGGCCAGUGUAGACGGAUGCUCUACAGUAUUUUCCAGAGACGCAAGGCUGGCCAGUUCCGACUAUCUAAAUCCUGUGGUGGAUUGAUUCAAGCCAAUGGAGCCAUUACACAGCGAAACAGAUCAUUUUACAAUACAAAUAAGCACCUUUCUGCAAAAGAUUCCAUGCAUCCAUCUGAAGAGAAAGUGGGUGCUUUCACAAGGCUAAUAGAAGCAAUGGGUUUCACAGGACCACUGAAGUAUAGCAGAUGGAAAAUUAAGGUAGCAGCUUUGCGCAUGUAUACGUGCUGUGUGGAGAAAACUGACUACGAGGAAUUUUUUAACAGGUGCCAAAUGCCUGAUACUUUGAAUUCAUGGUUUCUAGUAGCCCAGCUUCACGUCUGGAUGUGUCUGGUACGAAUGAAGCAGGAGGGUCGCACAGGAAAAUACAUGUGUCGCUAUAUCGUUCACUGCAUGUGGGAGGAUGUUGAACAGCGUGGUAAGGUGAUGGGGAUUAAUUCUGUUGUUCUAAAGGAAGAUUUGAGAAGUAUGGUAGAAAAUUUCUAUGCAGCUCUCUUUGGAUAUGAUGAGGGAAUCUUGUCUGAUGACCACGUUCUGGCAGCAGCUCUUUGGAGAAACCUUUUUAACAGGAACUGUGAGGACCCUCGGCAUCUGGAGUUACUUGUAGAAUAUGUGCGCAAACAGGUGCAGCACCUGGAUGCACUGAGUGGGGAGGACCUGCUGCUGACAGGCGAGGUACGUUCACGUAGGAGGACCCUGCAAGACGUUGCUGAGGCUGGAUCCUGCUGGUGUUGGCGUGCUACCACAGCUCUCCCAGGAGUCUGCACGGCCCCGGUAAGAGUUCGUUCUGACUUCAGGACUAGACAGCUGAUCUCAACUAAUGAUCCCGCUCCAGCUGUGGUCCAUGGAGAGUGAUAGCUCCUUGGGGACAUGAUUCAUCCCAGCUGACUUAGAACCCAGUGUCUGAAUGCUCACACUUGGGCAUGGCUGCAUCUCUCCAGUGACUGUAGCUCGCUCUGUGAUGCCAGAGUUCACUCAUCCCAAAAUACACAGCGUGUGGACAGAAUCAUUGUUCACAUGGCACCAGGCUCCUAAGCUUG
Messenger RNA from Egretta garzetta (little egret), 1279 nucleotides. RefSeq names its product ubiquinol-cytochrome-c reductase complex assembly factor 1. The record is from RefSeq and is a predicted model, not a curated record. Gene Ontology annotation, biological process: mitochondrial respiratory chain complex III assembly. NCBI's taxonomy places the organism in Eukaryota, Metazoa, Chordata, Aves, Pelecaniformes, Ardeidae. The coding region runs from base 198 to 1094 and encodes 298 amino acids. Gene Ontology annotation, cellular component: mitochondrion. The transcript is spliced from 13 exons.